Messenger RNA from Phytophthora nicotianae INRA-310, 1471 nucleotides. RefSeq lists its product as hypothetical. Gene Ontology annotation, biological process: fumarate transport; succinate transport. The transcript has a single exon. Lineage: Eukaryota; Oomycota; Peronosporomycetes; Peronosporales; Peronosporaceae. The record is from RefSeq and is a predicted model, not a curated record. The coding region runs from base 155 to 1168 and encodes 337 amino acids.
UAUUGAACAGCUCAGGCACCACGGAUGUCAAUUUCCUCGUCCUCCCCUUUUUGCCACCUUUUUUUCACAAACCUCAGCCAUUCUCCUUUUGCCUCGCUGCCGCGCACUGCCGUUCUACCUCGCCGUUCUACCUCGCAACUCGACGCCUUCAGCCAUGCAGCCGACAAACACUCCGCUCGUCAACAUGCAGAUGAAGGCCACCAAGGAUCAGGUCCUGGCCACCAGCGCGCUCAAGGACGCCAUGGGAGCCGAGAUGAAGAACCGCACCGUGCCCGUGCACGUCAAGAUGAUGGCUGGCAUGGCCGGCGGCGUCGCCGAAGCCUGCAUCUUGCAGCCGCUAGACGUGACCAAGACGCGAUUGCAACUGGACCGAACGGGUCAAUACAAGGGCAUGAUCAACUGCGGCUCGACCAUCUACAAGACCGAAGGCGGCCUGGCGCUCUACAAGGGUCUCACGCCUUUUGUGACCAACAUGGUGCUUAAGUACGCGCUGCGGUUCGGCUCGUUCGCCUGGUUUAAGGAGCAAAUUGCCGGCGGCAAGGACAAGCCUAUCACCCCCACCAUCAACUUCACGGCCGGUUUACUUGCCGGUUGCAUCGAGUCGGUCAUCAUUGUCACGCCAUUUGAAGUGAUCAAAACGCGCAUGCAAAAGGAGGUCGGUGUCGGUCGCUUCAGCGGCCCCGUCGACUGCACGCGGCACAUUGUGCGCAACGAGGGCGUCCGAGCGCUCUGGAAGGGCAACAUCCCCACGAUGGCGCGUCAGGGCAGCAACCAGGCCUUCAACUUCAUGGCCUUCGCGUGGCUCAACCACCACGUGUGGGACAAGCAGGACGGCGACGGCAAGACGCUGCCCACGUACGCCACGUUCAUUAACGGUCUCAUUGCUGGCUCGCUCGGCCCCAUGUUCAACACGCCCAUGGACGUGUUGAAGACGCGGUUGAUGGCCCAGGAGACGGUGGCGGGCCAGGAGCUCAAGUACAAGGGCUUCUUCGACGCCAUGAAGGUCAUUUCUCGGGAAGAAGGCGUCGGUGCUCUGUGGAAGGGUCUGCUCCCGCGUCUCACGAGGAUGGCACCCGGCCAGGCCAUCACCUGGUCUGUGGUCAUGCGCGUGACCUCCAUCUUCGAGAACCAGGAGCUGGAGCUCGCGGAGAACAAGAUCAAAAUGUAGACAAGACACAGCAGAGGCUCUCGCAGCGUGCUCGAAGGCGAGCGAACACGCGCAGCAGAGAGGAGAGACUGAAUUUAUUGAGAUUCAUUUACAGUAAUAGUACUUCAUGUGGUUACCCUACCAGUGGAUUUUUGUGGCCGCAACUUUCCAGUGUAUUUGCCGGCGUUGAGUCAUCUCGUUUUUGCCAGCUGAAAUCUACGGAAAUCUACCAUGACAGGUCGGAAGAUAAGAAAAUUCUCCAAAACUGCGGGCUUCUAUUGCUAUCUACAGUCAUUUACAAUGUUACACUCUCCUUGCUCACCG